CAGAGCAGAAUGCCGUCUGUUGCCUGUUCAUCUGGUUGAUCUCUCAGCUGACAUGAUAUUCAUGUGCAUUUUCUUCUCUGGGGUUUGGGCAAUGGCAGAAGGCUCGCUGCAGGUAGUUCAUAGGAAAAUCCAGUUGGCCAAGACAGGAGAAAAUGUAACUUUGCAAUGCCGGCUAGUCACGGAUUAUGAAGUGCUGCAAGUUACCUGGCAAAAGGAGAGUGGAGAGGCCAAGGGCAACAUUGCAACCUACAGCAAGGUGAAUGGUCAGCGAAUCUUGGGUGACUAUGAAGGCCGUGUGCACUUCGCCCAGAGUGAGCUGAAGGUCUCUGCCAUUGCUAUACAUGCAGUCUCCCUGCAGGAUGAAGCCUGUUACAAAUGUAUCUUCAACUCAUUUCCCAUGGGAUCCAUCACUGGCAGGACAUGCCUCAAGGUCUAUGCAAUAUCGGAGCCCCGACUGGAGGCCAAGCUUGUGUCCCAUCCAGAUAACGCUGAGGAGGAAAUGCUGGAAAUAAGCUGCUCGGUAACAGGGAAACCGCCUCCAGUGAUCAGCUGGAACCUGUCCCACCACCUUCAGCAGCCAGUCAAAACAGACAGUCACUGUUAUCAGCAAUUUCACAUAUGUCCGCUCCAGGAUUCACUGGGAGCAGGCACCUAG
Molecule: messenger RNA, 655 nt
Organism: Pelodiscus sinensis (Chinese soft-shelled turtle)
Lineage: Eukaryota; Metazoa; Chordata; Testudines; Trionychidae
Product: OX-2 membrane glycoprotein-like
Biological process (GO): heterotypic cell-cell adhesion; negative regulation of neuroinflammatory response
Cellular component (GO): cell surface; axon; neuronal cell body
Molecular function (GO): cell-cell adhesion mediator activity
Source: RefSeq, a predicted model, not a curated record